Scaptodrosophila lebanonensis is the source of this 1103-nucleotide messenger RNA. RefSeq lists its product as uncharacterized. The coding region runs from base 14 to 1009 and encodes 331 amino acids. NCBI's taxonomy places the organism in Eukaryota, Metazoa, Arthropoda, Insecta, Diptera, Drosophilidae. The transcript is spliced from 4 exons. The record is from RefSeq and is a predicted model, not a curated record.
CCAGCAGCGUAGUAUGUUUUUGUUUUUUACACGUCCCAUGGGGACGCUGGGAAAUCGCAUGCAAAAUGUUCGUGAACGUUUGGGUGAAGAGUUUCUGGAAAAGCUGGAUUCGCUUCACCUGGGUGCAUUGCGUACGAAUUUGGUGUCCAGACAUGAUCUGCAGGAGGCAUAUCGUAAGGCUCGCGACAUGGAACGCAACCCCAAUAGACUGAAUAUGGUUUGGUAUGUGCUGGGUAUCAUGUUGUUUAUAAUGAUUGCAACACCCGUAUUUUACGAGACCAUUUCAUUUCUGUUGGGCGUGCGUUGCUUUCUGCCCAACAACAAUCUCGUGUGGGAAGCCACUCGUCCCAUCAGUGAUUGCCAAUUCUGCAAGGGCAUUAAGGGCCCACUAAUUCUACGCAAUUUAACGCGAGAGGAAUUUACACCAUACGCUUACUCGUCUCUACCCAUUAUAAUGAAACAAUCCGUGGCUCACUGGCCAGCCAAACGACGACUCAACUAUGCUUAUCUGAAAGAUCUGUAUGCCAGUGUUCCCGGCGCUUCGGAUACCAAUUGCCCAUUUCAGCACUUUAAUUCGGAUCUCAAAUCGCUGCAUGAUGUCUUUCGCAUGCCAAAAGAACGUGCAAACCUAAGCGAAGGCGCACCUUGGUUUGUAGGAUGGAGUGUUUGCAAUCCUGAUCUGCUUGCCGAGCUCCGUAAGCUGUAUCCGCGUCCGCACUUUUUGCCCGUGGAUGCUGAAAUGCCGCACUCGGACUUCAUCCUAAUGGGAUAUGAACAGGGUGCUGUUAUGCAUCUUGACUAUAUACCUCGUUUAAUGUGGCAAGCCCAACUGCAGGGUAAUAAGAGUUGGUUCCUGGCGCCUGCGCCAGAGUGCGAUCAUCAAUGCCAAUCAUUUUCCUUCUACGUGGAGCCAGGGGAUGCAGUGCUGGUUGACACACGCAUUUGGUAUCAUGCCAACACAGUUCCCAAGGGCCAGUUCUCGCUCACAAUCCAGUCAGAGUAUGGCUGAUAACGAUAAGGUCUUAUAAACAUAAGCGUGUAAAAGUCUGAUUAUUCAUUCAUUAUUCUUAGUUUUUUUAAAUAAACAGAUUACUGUAACAAAA